AUGCAAUUUCGGUUCUUUCUCCUCUUGCCAGUGGCGCUGGCUGUCCGGGAUCACGAGGCGGACUUGGAUCAGCUCUCGCUGGAUGAGUCGCUAGAGGAGCCAAAGUUGGACAGGAUGACUUCGACUGUUAUGAAGUUCUUCAACCACGAGGCGCCCGUCACGAUCACUUUCGAUGACGAGCCCCACAUCAACAUCGUCCAGCGCUUCAACACCACUUGGACGGCCGUUCCGAUGACCCAGAACAAAGGUGAUCUCGUCAUCGCAGGGGGGGUCUACAACAUCGUCAAGCUACUUCGGUCCCGGAAUCUACCCAUUUCUUGCCCAGUCGUUUGGGCGCAACAAAAUUGGACGGCCUACAUGUCCGUCACGCACCCGGCACAGAAGGCUGGCCAAGUGCUAGCCGGCAUGGUGACCAAGGGACUUAUCGACGUGGCGAACAUUGGUCACCUGAAGGACGUCUUGGGAAAGAUGAUUGGCAUCCCAGGGUUCCAGUAUCCAGCGAGCGCCAUCAGCGCCACCACGAAAAUCGCAGGGGUGGCGGCCAGCGAGGUGUCGGCAGGGUUGGGCAACCGCAGCACCAUGCUGCAAGAAGAGGCCCUGCCCACACUGGCGUCAGCAACCUUGGCAAACGACACUGCCGGACAGAACAGUACAUUCAACCAGGUUGUCGAUGCGAUCUACGCCGCGAAGCUGGCGCUGAUGAGGUUGAAGGACACGAAGCGAGUAGUGCGCCUCAUGCUUGGGCCGCACUACACAGAGAAGGGAGCCUACGACCUCCACAUGUGGUGCAUGCACCCCGAUCCGAAGAAGAGUCCCUAUGUCUACAUCCCGAAUCCGAAUGGGCCGAUCCCGUUGAAGACGCACCUCUUGGCCGGUUACAUCAUCGCGCUCUCAUGA
Molecule: messenger RNA, 897 nt
Organism: Symbiodinium sp. CCMP2592
Lineage: Eukaryota; Dinophyceae; Suessiales; Symbiodiniaceae
Source: the annotation of a GenBank genome assembly